GUUUUAUUGUAUGUCAAAUUGACACUCAUUUAUAUACAUAUGUUUUAUUAUUUUUACCUCUAAUUCAACAUGUGUGAUCAAGAAUUCAGGACGAUACGGAUAGAUCCCCGGUAUCCUUUCACCAAUCAAACAAAGGCGUGUUACGACAAUUACUGCGAUUUCUACAAGUGCACCCGGCUGCUAGGAGAUGUGGACGACUGCAAGAUCUUCAAGCGGUACUUCGAGACCAUCUGCCCGAACCACUGGAUAUCGCACUGGGACGAGCUGAGGGAUAAGGGCGCGUUUCCUGGACCUAUUUAGGUACAAUGUGAAUAAAGAAAGAGGUGUAACACAUUUUCGGAUUUUUUUUUACUUAUAAAUUUAUUUAUGAUACUUGAAAUAUAUAUAUAAUUUUAAAUGUUGUUUUAUAUACUGUUAACUGUUUCAUAUAUUGUACGCUUAUAUAGCAGGACAUGGAGAUACUAUUUAACUGAUGUAAUACCUUAAUUUGACCUAUGAUCCACAAUAAAGUCAUUUGUAUUUGUAUUGAAAAA
Molecule: messenger RNA, 533 nt
Organism: Galleria mellonella (greater wax moth)
Lineage: Eukaryota; Metazoa; Arthropoda; Insecta; Lepidoptera; Pyralidae
Exons: 2
Coding region: 70-300 (76 amino acids)
Cellular component (GO): respiratory chain complex IV; mitochondrion
Source: RefSeq, a predicted model, not a curated record